AUGACAAGAGAUGAAUCGUUUGAUAACCUUCGUCCAUUACAUUCACUUUAUUACAUUGUCACUCUUAAAAACAUCAGUCGAUCAUGGUGUGCUUUACAGUGUUCAAUGCACCAAUAUUUGUGUAGAGCAAUUUUAUACAAUGAGGACCUCUUUUCUUGUUAUCUUUUGAACUGUUACCAGAAUGAACGACUGGUGGACAGGGGCCGAAUUGAUGGCGGAUGGGAAUUCUGGAUUCAAAAUGACGCUUGCCCUACCGGCUGGGUUCCCUUUCAAUACCAUUGUUAUUUCCUCAACAAAACCACCGUACCCUGGAGUCAAGCCAAGGUUCAAUGUGAGUACCAUGGAGCUUACCUACUAGAAAUAGAUUCUGGCGAAGAAAAUACAUGGGCCAUGGAAACAUUUCUCCCUCUUUGGAAUGCUGCCGACUGCUCAAACUGGUGGGACUGCUGCGAGUGCUGGAUCGGGGCCACAGAUAUCGAGAUUGAAGGAAUGUUUACUUGGACUAGCCAUGUAAAUAUCUCGUUUUCCAAUUGGUAUGCCAGACAGCCUGAUAAUCUUAACAUGGCACAUUGUGUCCGUAUUUGUCGAAAUGGAUUCUGGGAUGACACAAGUUGUCACCGAAACAACACAUUCAUUUGUGAAAUGGUGUACUUCUGAAAUUAUUGUCACGAUUUCGA
This is a messenger RNA of Saccostrea cuccullata (small rock oyster), 677 nucleotides long. RefSeq names its product perlucin-like protein. Lineage: Eukaryota; Metazoa; Mollusca; Bivalvia; Ostreida; Ostreidae. The transcript is spliced from 4 exons. The record is from RefSeq and is a predicted model, not a curated record. The coding region runs from base 1 to 657 and encodes 218 amino acids. Gene Ontology annotation, molecular function: signaling receptor activity.